UUUUUUUUUUUUUUUUUGACAGAGUCUUGCUCUGUCACCCAGGCUGGAGUGUGAUGGUGUCAUCUUGGCUCACUGCAACCUCUGCCUCCCGGGUUCAAGUGAUUCUCCUGCCUCAGCCUCCUGAGUAGCUGGGAUUACAGGUGUGAGUCACCACACAUGGCCUUCCCUCUAGGAUUUUGAAAGAAUUGCAACAUCACCUUCCAUAUUCGACUGCUACUUUUCAGGAAUAUGAUGCCAUUUUUGAUUCCUGAUCUUUGUGUAUGAACCUUUUCCCACCUCCCCCUUCCUUUUCUUUUUUCUUUUUUUUUUUUUUUUUUUGAGAUGGAGUCUCACUCUGUAGCCCAAGCGGGAGUGCAGUGGCACGAUCUCAGCUCAUUGCAACCUCCACCUCCUGGGUUCAAGCGAUUCUUCUGCCUCAGCCUCCCAAGUAGCAAGUAGCUGGGAUUAACAGGCAUGUGCUACCACGCCCGGCUAAUUCUGUAUUUUUUAAAAUGGAGACGGAGUUUUACCAUGUUGGCCAGGCUGGUCUCAAACUCCUGACCUCAAGUGAUCCACCUGCCUCGGCCUCCCAAAGUGCUGGGAUUACAGGUGUGAGCCACCACACCCAGCCUUCUCCUUUCUUUUCUCUUCUCUUCUCUUUUCUCUUCCCUUUUUUUUUUUUUUUUUGAGAUGGAGUCUCACUCUGUUGUCCAGACUGGAUUGCAGUGGCGAGAUCUCAGUUCACUGCAACCUCCACCAGGGGUUCAAGCGCUGAAGCCUCAGCCUUCCAAGUAGCUGGGAUUAUACGCUUAUGCCACCACACCUGACUAAUUUUUGUAUUUUUAGUAGAGAUGGGGUUUUACCAUGUUGGCCAGGCUGGUUUCGAACUUCUGGCCUCAGGUGAUUGACCCACCUCGGUCUCCCAGAGUGCUGAGAUUACAGGCGUGAGCCACUCCGCCUGGCCACGGUUAUUGUUAUUCUUCAUCACUGUUCUGAAAUUUCAUGUUGAUAUGUUUUGUUAUGGGGUCUUUUUGCAUUUACUGUCUUGGGUGCUGCAUAGACUGUAGCAAACUGGAAACUCAAGUCUUUCAUUCUGAAAUUUUUUGUAUUAUUUUUAUUUUUUAAUUUCCUUCCCAGUAUUUUUGCUGUUCUCUCUAGUAUUCCUAUUAGUCAGAUAUCCUGGGUCUCCUGGGCUAAUCAUUGAAUUUUUUCUUUUUUUCUUUUUCUUUUUUUUUGAGACAGAGUCUUGCUCUGUUGCCCAGGGUGGAGGGCAGUGGCAUGAUCUUGGCUCAUUGCAACCUCUGCCUCUUGGGUUCAAAUGAUUCUCAUUCCUCAGCCUCCCGAGUAGCUGGGAUUUCAGGCGUGUGCCACCAUGCCUGGCUAAUUUUUGUAUUUUUAGUAGAGAUGGGGUUUCAUCACGUUGGCCAGGCUGGUCUCAAACUCCUAGCCUCAAGUGAUCCACCCGCUUCAGCCUUCCAAAAUGCUGGGAUUACAGGUGUGAGCCACUGUGUCUGAUCUGAUCAUUGAAUUUAAAAAAAAAAUUUUUUUUUUUUUUUUUUUGAGACGUAGUCUUGCUCUUUCACCCAGCCUGGAGUGCAGUGGUGCGAUCUCGGCUCACUGCAAGCUCCACCUCCCGGGUUCAUGUCAUUCUCCUGCCUCAGCCUCCCGAGUAGCUGGGACUACAGGCACCGGCCACCACGCCUGGCUAAUUUUUUGUAUUUUUUUUUUUUUUUUUAGUAGAGACAGCGUUCCACCAUGUUAGCCACGAUAGUCUCGAUCUCCUGACCUCGUGAUCCACCCGCCUCGGCCUCCCAAAGUCUGGGAUUACAAGCGUGAGCCACUGCGCCUGGCCUUCUUUUGUAUUUUCUAUAUCUUACAGUUUCUUCUUUCCAGGAGAUUUUCUUAAUAUUUUCUUAAUGGUAUCUUCUAACCUUUCGAUUUAAUUAUUAUUAUUUUUUUGAGACGGGGUCUCCCUGUGUUACUGGGGCUGGAGUUCAGUGGUGCAAUCACUGCUCACUGCAACCUUGAACUCAAAUGACUGGGGCUCAAACGAUCCUCCUGCCUCAGCCUCCUCAGACUACAGGGGUGCGCCACCACGCCUGGCUAGUUUUUGUCGAAUUUAAUUUUUAAAUUUGAGCUAUCAUAUUUUUAUGUCCCAAGAGCUCUUAUAACCUGAGUUCGCUUUUUUUUUUAAUAGCAUCCUGUUCUUGUUUCAUGCAUACAUUAAUUCCCGUUACUAGGAUAUUAAUUGUAUUUUUUUUCCCCUGGCGUUUUCUUCUUUCAUGCAUUGUCUUUGUUUUCUCUGAGUCUUUUUUCUCUUUUCUCUUUCACCUUGGAGACUUCCCGUGGGCACCUGCUGAUGAUCAUUCUCAGGUGCCCCUUCUUUAAGAAAAAGCAGAUGGGAUUCAGAUGUAAGGGUGGAGCUUGUUGGCCAUUGAGGAGCUUCUUGAAUGUCCUCUGUAAAAAGAUCUUUCCUUGUUGACCUUGUAAAUCUCACAGGCAAGAAUUCAGCGGUUUCUUGUCUGUUGACGUUGAAGCCAGGCUGUUCCUGUCCCAAGAGCUGAGUGUGCAUGUUAAGGUUGAUGAUUCGCACUCUGAUUCCUGUCUUCCCUUUGGUCCACACCCUAGUCCUGAGAAUGCAUACCCUCAAUGGUUCCAUCUUUCCCUAGUAAACAGAGGGGUCAGUGCUUCUGUGGUGAAACCAACUCUCUUGUCGUCAGCUUUUCCGUGAUCUCUGGCUUUACAGGUACUAGGGUCUCUGGAUUCAGUCUCCAGAAUUGCUGGUUUCCUGAUUGUCUGCUCCAAGCUUAAGUGUUUCUUUUCCCCACUCUCCACUGUGCCAGGCCGCACAUCUCUUGUCUCUCUGCUUUCUUGCUUCCAAAUGGUUUUUUUUUCUUUCUUUUUUUUGAGACGGAGUCUCAUUCUGUCACUCAGGCUGGAGUGCAGUGGCGUGAUCUCGGCUCACUGCAACCUCCACCUCCUAGGUUCAAGCGAUUCUCCUGCCUCAGCCUCCCAAGUAGCUGCACGCGCUGCCACAACCGGCUAAUUUUUAUAUUUUUAGUAGAGACAGGGUUUCAUCAUGUUGGCCAGGCUGGUCUCAAACUCCUGACCUCAGGUGAUCUACCCGCCGUGGGCUCCCUAAGUGCUGGGAUUACAGGCGUGAGCUAUGCACCUGGCCAGGGGGAUGUUUCCUCCUUUCCACUUCUCUCCUAUUUUGCUUUCGUUCCAUUUUUUUUUUUUUUUUUUUGAGACAUAAGUCUUGUUCUGUCGCCAGGCUGGAGUGCAGUGGCACGAUCUCAGCUCAUUGCAACCUCCACCUCCCGGGUUCAAGAGAUUCCCCUGCCUCAGCCUCCUGAGUAGUGGAGACUAGAGGCGCGCACCACCACGCCCAGCUAAUUUUUGUAUUUUAGCAGAGACGGCGUUUCACCAUGUUGGCCAGGAUGGUCUCGAUCUCCUAACCUCGUGAUCCACCCCUACUGCGCCCGGCCACUUUUGUUCCUUUUUGUAUUACUGUCAUUUUUGUGAGGUUCUGGUGUUUGGGAAAGGAUUUGUGAAGAUCAAACACUGCAGUCUCUUGUAGGCUCACACUCCUUCUCUUGCUACUUUGCCUGGGAGAUCUGGUUCUUUUGUCUCUGCUAAGAGGCAUCUGAUGUCUUCUAGCUUUUUCUGGAGCAGUUCCUAGAAGGCCCUCCACCCCUACCUCUUUUUCCACCCUGGGAGGUGGAGUCUCCGUAGGGGGGAAACCAGUCACUGGGGAAAUCCUUUGUGAUUGCAUGAGAAUUGACAAAGUCUGGAGCCCUAGGGGCAAGGCUGAGAUGGACGUAUUUGCAUAUCAUUGGCUGGCCUGAGGCCUUGACCUCUCCUUGGCGGCCUUUGGGAUUCCCUUUAUUUAAAUUCGAGCACUUAUUUUGUGGGCUGGGUACCUGAUUGGAGCAAGACAAAGUCCCUGCCCAUAUUUGAGGAUGGGAGAGGGACUGGAAUUAAGCCAGAAUUGCCGGCUGGUGCUGUGAUCCCGGGUGGGGAGUCACUGGGAGCCCAGCUUGAUGGAUCUUCUUUGGGAAUCUGCUCACCUGGUGGGGAAGUCAGGGAUGGCUUUCCGCUGGAGCAGAGGCUGGAGGUGUAGGAGGGGCAGGAUGGGGUGAAGAGGUUGGGGUGGGCCUCCCUCCUCCCUGGGGCCAGCCCCCAGGCUCUCCUGCCCCAGGUGGGGCAGGGCUGAAGCGGGUUGAUCUGGGCUGGUGGCUACUGCAGUCUUGGUCCUGGUUCUGGUCCCAGCAUAGCUUGGAGGAGACUGCAGCCUCGGACUCUCACGUGCCUCUUUUCUGCGCCGAUGGGAGUUCCAGAAUGGCGGCGGUGGCCACAGGUCUGAUAGCCCAGCCGCAGUGCCAAGGACGUGCAGGGCGAGGCCUUCUUGGGCAGCUUUGUGGCCAGCGGGAUGGGGCCCUCGGCCUCGUCCCAUGGGAGCCCGGUGCCACUGCCCUCUGACCUCUCCUUCCGCUCCCCAACCCCUAGCAACCUGCCCAUGGUGCAGCUGUGGGCCGCCCACGCCCAUGAAGGCUUCUCCCACCUGCCCAGUGGGCUGUACCCAUCCUACCUCCACCUGAACCACCUGGAGCCCCCCAGCAGUGGGAGCCCCCUCCUCAGCCAGCUGGGUCAGCCCAGCAUUUUCGAUACCCAGAAAGGUCAGGGGCCAGGAGGAGACGGUUUCUACCUGCCCACCGCGGGGGCUCCGGGCUCCCUGCACUCUCACGCGCCCUCGGCCCGGACCCCUGGCGGCGGCCACUCCUCGGGCGCCCCGGCCAAAGGCUCGUCGUCGCGGGACGGUCCAGCCAAGGAGCGGGCGGGCCGCGGCGGUGAGCCGCCUCCGCUUUUCGGCAAGAAGGACCCGCGCGCCCGGGGCGAGGAGGCCUCGGGGCCACGGGGCGUGGUGGACCUGACCCAGGAGGCGCGCGCCGAGGGCCGCCAGGACCGGGGGCCCCCGCGCCUGGCUGAGCGCCUGUCGCCCUUCCUGGCUGAGUCCAAGACCAAGAAUGCGGCGCUGCAGCCGUCGGUACUGACCAUGUGCAACGGCGGCGCCGGGGACAUGGGGCUGCCCGCGCUGGUGGCCGAAGCGGGGCGCGGGGGUGCCAAGGAGGCUGCCCGGCAGGAUGAGGGCGCGCGGCUGCUGCGGCGCACGGAGACCCUGCUACCUGGGCCGCGCCCCUGCCCCUCACCGCUGCCCCCGCCGCCCGCGCCCCCCAAGGGGCCUCCCGCACCCCCCGCGGCCACCCCCGCCGGCGUCUACACCGUCUUCCGCGAGCAGGGCCGCGAGCACCGCGUGGUGGCGCCCACCUUCGUGCCUUCCGUGGAGGCCUUCGACGAGCGCCCGGGGCCCAUCCAGAUCGCGUCCCAGGCGCGCGAUGCCCGGGCCCGCGAGCGCGAGGCUGGCAGGCCAGGGGUCCUGCAGGCGCCCCCCGGCUCCCCGCGGCCUCUGGACCGGCCCGAGGGCCUGCGCGAGAAGAACUCGGUCAUCCGCUCGCUCAAGCGGCCGCCCCCCGCGGAUGCCCCCACGGUGCGGGCCGCACGCGCCUCCCCGGACCCCCGCGCCUACCUGCCUGCCAAGGAGCUGCUCAAGCCCGAGGCGGACCCGAGGCCCUGCGAGCGUGCGCCCCGCGGCCCAGCCGGUCCUGCAGCCCAACAGGCCGCCAAGCUCUUCGGCCUGGAGCCCGGGCGCCCGCCGCCCACCGGCCCUGAGCAUAAGUGGAAACCCUUCGAGCUGGGCAACUUCGCCACCACGCAGAUGGCCGUGCUGGCCGCGCAGCACCACCACAGCCGCGCCGAAGACGAGGCCGCCGUGGUCGCUGCCUCCUCCUCCAAGAAGGCCUACCUGGACCCUGGGGCUGUGCUGCCCCGCUCGGCGGCCACCUGCGGCCGGCCGGUCGCUGACAUGCACUCUGCGGCUCACGGGCCUGGAGAGGCCUCGGCCAUGCAGAGCCUUAUAAAGUACAGUGGCAGCUUUGCCCGGGAGGCCGUGGCCGUGCGCCCUGGUGGCUGUGGCAAGAAGAGCCCCUUUGGAGGUUUGGGCACCAUGAAACCUGAGCCCGCGCCCACCUCUGCGGGUGCCUCCCGAGCCCAGGCCCGUCUCCCACACUCAGGAGGCCCUGCAGCCGGCGGCGGCCGGCAGCUGAAGCGGGACCCCGAGAGGCCCGAGAGCGCCAAAGCUUUCGGGCGCGAGGGCUCUGGUGCCCAGGGUGAGGCAGAAGUGCGACACCCGCCUGUGGGCAUUGCAGUGGCUGUGGCCCGGCAGAAGGACAGUGGCGGCAGUGGCCGGCUGGGGCCUGGGCUGGUAGACCAGGAGCGCUCUCUGUCGCUGAGUAACGUCAAAGGGCACGGCCGAGCAGAUGAGGACUGUGUGGACGACCGGGCCAGACACCGGGAGGAACGGCUGCUCGGGGCACGGCUGGACCGGGAUCAGGAGAAGCUGCUCAGAGAGAGUAAGGAGCUGGCUGACCUGGCCCGCCUGCACCCUACCAGCUGUGCUCCUAACGGCCUGAACCCCAACCUCAUGGUGACGGGGGGCCCGGCGCUGGCGGGCUCAGGUCGCUGGUCUGCCGACCCCGCAGCCCAUCUGGCCACGCACCCCUGGUUGCCCCGCUCGGGCAACGCAUCCAUGUGGCUCGCUGGACACCCCUACGGCUUGGGUCCCCCAUCUCUGCACCAGGGCAUGGCCCCUGCGUUCCCACCCGGCUUGGGGGGCUCCCUGCCAUCAGCCUACCAGUUUGUCAGGGACCCCCAAUCGGGCCAGCUGGUGGUCAUUCCCAGUGAUCACCUGCCUCACUUUGCGGAGCUGAUGGAGCGGGCCACCGUACCGCCCCUCUGGCCCGCCCUGUACCCGCCGGGCCGCAGCCCCCUGCACCACGCCCAGCAGCUGCAGCUCUUCUCACAGCAGCACUUCCUGCGGCAGCAGGAGUUCCUGUACCUGCAGCAGCAGGCGGCCCAGGCCUUGGAACUGCAGAGGAGCGCCCAGCUCGUGCAGGAGCGGUUGAAGGCGCAGGAGCACCGGGCGGAGAUGGAAGAGAAGGGGAGCAAGCGGGGCCUGGAGGCUGCGGGCAAGGCUGGCCUGGCCACCGCCGGCCCCGGGCUGCUGCCGCGGAAGCCCCCUGGCCUGGCCGCCGGCCCCGCGGGCACCUACGGCAAGGCCGUGAGCCCGCCACCAUCACCCCGCGCAUCCCCUGUGGCUGCCCUGAAGGCCAAGGUCAUCCAGAAGCUGGAGGACGUGUCCAAGCCACCCGCCUACGCCUACCCCGCCACCCCCAGCUCCCACCCCACCAGCCCGCCGCCCGCCUCCCCACCGCCCACCCCAGGUAUCACCCGCAAGGAGGAGGCUCCCGAGAAUGUGGUCGAGAAGAAAGACUUGGAGUUGGAGAAGGAAGCCCCCAGCCCCUUCCAGGCCCUGUUCUCAGAUAUCCCGCCCAGGUACCCGUUCCAAGCCCUGCCACCGCACUAUGGGAGGCCCUACCCUUUCCUGCUGCAGCCCACGGCGGCCGCCGACGCGGACGGCCUGGCCCCUGAUGUGCCGCUCGCGGCUGAUGGGCCCGAGCGCCUGGCACUCUCACCCGAAGACAAGCCCAUCCGCUUGUCCCCCUCCAAGAUCACAGAGCCGCUGCGGGAGGGCCCGGAGGAAGAACCGCUGGCUGAGCGGGAGGUGAAGGCAGAGGUGGAAGACAUGGACGAGGGCCCCACAGAGCUGCCGCCUCUGGAGUCGCCGCUGCCACUGCCCGCCGCGGAAGCCAUGGCUACCCCCAGCCCUGCAGGGGGUUGUGGAGGUGGCCUGUUGGAGGCCCAGGCGCUGAGUGCCACCGGGCAGAGCUGCGCGGAGCCCUCUGAGUGUCCAGACUUUGUGGAGGGGACUGAACCACGGGUGGAUUCCCCGGGCCGGACAGAACCCUGCACCGCCGCCCUGGACCUGGGGGUGCAGCUGACACCCGAGACGCUGGUGGAGGCCAAGGAGGAGCCGGUGGAGGUGCCUGUGGCGGUGCCCGUGGUGGAGGCAGUGCCCGAGGAAGGCCUGGCGCAGGUGGCACCGAGCGAGUCCCAGCCCACCCUAGAAAUGUCAGACUGUGAUGUGCCCGCCGGGGAGGGACAGUGCCCGAGCCUGGAGCCCCAAGAGGCUGUAACUGUACCCGGCAGCACCUGCUUCCUGGAAGAGGCAAGCUCUGACCAAUUCCUGCCCAGUCUGGAGGACCCACUGGCUGGCAUGAACGCCCUGGCGGCGGCUGCGGAGCUGCCCCAGGCCAGGCCUCUGCCCUCCCCGGGUGCUGCUGGAGCCCAGGCCUUGGAGAAGCUGGAAGCAGCCGAGAGCCUUGUGUUGGAGCAGAGCUUCCUGCAUGGCAUCACCCUGCUAAGUGAGAUCGCAGAGCUGGAGCUGGAGAGGAGGAGCCAAGAGAUGGGAGGUGCAGAGCGGGCCCUGGUGGCGCGGCCCUCCCUGGAGAGUCUGCUGGCAGCUGGCAGCCACAUGCUGAGGGAGGUGCUGGAUGGGCCCGUGGUGGACCCGCUCAAGAACCUGCGGCUCCCGCGGGAGCUGAAGCCUAACAAGAAGUACAGCUGGAUGCGCAAGAAGGAGGAGCGGAUGUACGCCAUGAAGUCCUCCCUGGAGGACAUGGACGCCCUGGAGCUGGACUUCCGGAUGCGGCUGGCCGAGGUGCAGCGCCAGUACAAGGAGAAGCAGCGUGAGCUGGUGAAGCUGCAGCGCCGCCGGGACUCCGAGGACAGGCGCGAGGAACCCCAUAGAAGCUUGGCACGCAGAGGCCCUGGCAGGCCGCGGAAACGGACCCACGCCCCGAGCGCCCUGUCGCCCCCCCGCAAGAGAGGGAAGAGCGGCCACAGUAGCGGAAAGCUGAGCAGCAAGUCUCUGCUGACAUCAGAUGAUUAUGAGCUGGGAGCAGGGAUAAGAAAGAGACACAAGGGGUCUGAGGAGGAACACGAUGCCCUCAUCGGAAUGGGGAAAGCCAGGGGGAGGAACCAGACUUGGGAUGAACAUGAGGCCUCGUCCGACUUCAUCAGUCAGCUAAAGAUUAAGAAGAAGAAGAUGGCCAGCGACCAGGAGCAGUUGGCAAGCAAGCUCGACAAGGCCCUCUCCCUCACCAAGCAGGACAAGUUGAAGUCGCCCUUCAAGUUUUCGGACAGUGCUGGGGGGAAAUCGAAAACUAGCGGGGGCUGCGGCAGGUACUUGACUCCUUACGACAGCCUGCUGGGGAAGGACAGGAAGGCGCUGGCCAAGGGCCUCGGCCUGUCUCUGAAAUCCUCCAGAGAAGGUAAACACAAAAGGGCAGCCAAAACCAGGAAGAUGGAGGUGGGGUUCAAGGCCAGAGGCCAGCCCAAGUCGGCCCAUUCCCCGUUUGCCUCGGAAGUGAGCAGCUACUCUUACAAUACGGACUCAGAGGAAGACGAAGAAUUCCUGAAGGACGAGUGGCCCGCCCAAGGCCCCUCCAGCUCCAAACUGACGCCUUCCCUCCUGUGUAGCAUGGUGGCAAAGAACAGCAAGGCAGCUGGCGGCCCCAAGCUGACCAAGAGGGGUCUGGCGGCCCCCCGGACUCUGAAACCCAAGCCGGCCACCAGCAGGAAGCAGCCGUUUUGUUUGCUGCUUCGAGAGGCCGAGGCGCGUUCCUCCUUCAGCGACUCUUCGGAGGAAUCGUUUGACCAAGAUGAGAGCUCGGAGGAGGAGGACGAGGAGGAGGAGCUCGAGGAGGAGGACGAGGCCAGCAGUGGCGGCUAUAGGCUGGGUGCCCGGGAGCGGGCCCUGUCGCCGGGCCUGGAGGAGAGUGGGCUGGGCCUGCUGGCACGCUUCGCCGCCAGCGCCCUCCCCAGCCCCACGGUGGGUCCAUCCCUGUCUGUGGUACAGCUGGAGGCCAAGCAGAAGGCCCGGAAGAAAGAGGAGCGGCAGAGCCUGCUGGGCACAGAGUUCGAGUACACCGACUCAGAGAGCGAGGUCAAGGUGCGCAAGCGGUCGCCUGCGGGGCUGCUGCGGCCCAAGAAGGGGCUGGGGGAGCCGGGACCCUCCCUGGCCGCACCCACGCCUGGCGCCCGCGGUCCUGGCCCUAGCAGCCCGGACAAGGCCAAGCUGGCGGUGGAGAAGGGGCGCAAGGCCCGAAAGCUGCGGGGCCCCAAGGAGCCUGGCUUCGAGGCGGGGCCCGAGGCCAGCGACGACGACCUGUGGACGCGGCGCCGCAGCGAGCGCAUCUUCCUGCACGACGCCUCGGCUGCUGCACCUGCGCCCGUCAGCACCGCGCCCACCACCAAGACCAGCCGCUGCGCCAAGGGCGGCCCCCUGAGCCCGCGCAAGGACGCCGGGCGUGCAAAGGACAGGAAGGACCCCAGGAAGGUUCCUGCUACAGUAUCAAAAGGCAGACACUGGAAGAAGAAAGGGAAAGAGGCCGGGCCAGGAGCUGGGCUGCCGCCGCCCCGAGCUCCCGCCUUGCCCUCUGAGGCCAGGGCUCCUCACGCCAGCUCCCUGACCGCUGCCAAGAGGAGCAAAGCCAAGGCCAAAGGGAAGGAGGUGAAGAAGGAGAACCGCGGCAAGGGGGGCGCCGUGAGCAAGCUGAUGGAGAGCAUGGCAGCCGAGGAGGACUUUGAACCCAACCAAGACUCGAGCUUCUCUGAGGACGAGCACCUGCCGCGUGGCGGGGCUGUGGAGCGGCCGCUGACCCCGGCCCCUCGCUCCUGCAUCAUCGACAAGGAUGAGCUGAAGGACGGCCUGCGUGUGCUCAUCCCCAUGGACGACAAGCUGCUGUACGCCGGGCACGUGCAGACCGUGCACUCGCCAGACAUAUACCGCGUGGUGGUGGAGGGUGAGCGGGGCAACCGGCCCCACAUCUACUGUCUGGAGCAGUUGCUGCAGGAGGCGAUCAUCGAUGUGAGGCCAGCCUCCACUCGCUUCUUGCCACAAGGGACCAGGAUUGCAGCCUACUGGAGCCAGCAGUACCGCUGUCUCUACCCAGGCACUGUGGUCCGAGGGUUACUGGACCUGGAGGACGAUGGGGACUUGAUCACCGUGGAGUUUGACGAUGGAGACACGGGCAGGAUCCCCCUCUCACAUAUCCGCCUCCUGCCCCCUGACUAUAAGAUACAGUGUGCUGAGCCGUCCCCGGCCCUCCUGGUGCCAAGUGCCAAGCGCCGCAGCCGGAAGACCAGCAAAGACACUGGGGAGGGCAAAGACGGUGGCACGGCUGGGUCGGAGGAGCCAGGAGCCAAGGCUCGUGGGCGUGGGCGGAAACCCAGCACCAAGGCCAAGGGUGACAGAGCCGCUACCCUGGAGGAGGGGAACCCAACAGACGAGGUCCCCAGUACCCCCUUAGCCCUGGAGCCGAGCAGCACCCCAGGUUCCAAGAAGAGCCCCCCAGAGCCUGUGGACAAGCGAGCCAAGGCCCCCAAGGCGCGCCCGGCACUGCCGCAGCCCAGUCCCGCACCACCUGCCUUCACCAGCUGCCCAGCACCCGAGCCAUUUGCAGAGCUGCCAGCUCCUGCCACCACCCUGGCCCCAGCACCCCUCAUCACCAUGCCUGCCACACGCCCCAAGCCCAAGAAGGCGCGGGCAGCUGAGGAGUCGGGUGCCAAGGGCCCUCGGAGGCCGGGGGAGGAGGCCGAGCUGCUUGUCAAACUGGACCACGAGGGUGUCACGUCACCCAAAAGCAAGAAGGCUAAAGAGGCCCUGCUGCUCCGGGAGGAUCCGGGGGCGGGGGGCUGGCAGGAGCCCAAGAGUCUCCUGAGCCUAGGCAGCUAUCCCCCCGCGGCCGGCAGCAGCGAGCCCAAGGCACCCUGGCCCAAGGCCACUGAUGGGGACCUCGCCCAGGAGCCCGGGCCGGGGCUCACGUUCGAGGACUCUGGGAACCCCAAGAGCCCAGACAAGGCCCAGGCUGAGCAGGACGGGGCCGAAGAGUCCGAGAGCAGCAGCAGCAGCAGUAGCGGCAGCAGUAGCAGCAGCAGCAGCAGCAGCGGCUCGGAGACAGAAGGGGAGGAGGAAGGCGACAAGAACGGGGACGGGGGCUGCGGCACCGGGGGCCGUAACUGCAGCGCUGCCAGCUCCAGGGCGGCCUCACCAGCCUCCUCCUCCUCCUCGUCAUCCUCAUCCUCCUCCUCUUCCUCCUCCUCCUCCUCCUCUUCCUCCUCCUCCUCCUCCUCCUCUUCCUCUUCGUCUUCCUCCUCUUCCUCCUCUUCCUCCUCCUCCUCUUCCUCGUCCUCAUCCUCCUCCUCCUCCUCUUCCUCUUCUUCUUCCUCCACCACAGACGAGGACUCUUCCUGCAGCUCGGACGAUGAGGCAGCCCCCGCCCCCACGGCUGGCCCUUCCGCGCAGGCGGUGCUCCCCACCAAGGCCACCAAGCAGGCCGGCAAGGCGCGGCCCUCGGCCCACUCCCCAGGCAAGAAGACGCCCGCGCCCCAGCCCCAGGCGCCUCCUCCGCAGCCCACACAGCCUCUGCAGCCCAAGGCUCAGGCCGGAGCCAAGAGCCGACCCAAGAAGAGAGAGGGUGUCCACCUCCCCACUACCAAGGAGCUGGCCAAGCGGCAGCGCCUGCCGUCCGUGGAGAACCGGCCCAAGAUCGCCGCCUUCCUGCCAGCCCGGCAGCUCUGGAAGUGGUUCGGCAAGCCCACCCAGCGGCGUGGCAUGAAGGGCAAGGCCCGCAAGCUCUUCUACAAGGCCAUCGUGCGUGGCAAGGAGAUGAUCCGUAUCGGGGACUGUGCCGUGUUCCUCUCUGCCGGCCGCCCCAACCUGCCCUACAUUGGCCGCAUCCAGAGCAUGUGGGAGUCGUGGGGCAACAACAUGGUGGUCCGUGUCAAGUGGUUCUACCACCCCGAGGAGACCAGCCCGGGCAAGCAGUUCCACCAGGGCCAGCACUGGGACCAGAAGUCCAGCCGCAGCCUCCCGGCGGCCCUGCGGGUCUCCAGCCAGAGGAAGGACUUCAUGGAGCGCGCACUAUACCAGUCCUCGCAUGUGGACGAAAAUGACGUGCAGACGGUGUCGCACAAGUGCCUGGUGGUGGGCCUGGAGCAGUAUGAGCAGAUGCUGAAGACCAAGAAGUACCAGGACAGUGAGGGCCUGUACUACCUCGCGGGCACCUACGAGCCCACCACGGGCAUGAUCUUCUCCACGGACGGCGUGCCCGUGCUCUGCUGAGUCCGCCGGGCCCUGUGGGCCCCUGGCCACCUGUGCCCCGAGGGCGGCCAGGGACCCCUCUCCAUCACUGCCAUGGCGCGGAGACCACUUGCGUUGUGUGCAUGCGAGCGCUCCUGCAGGCGUGUGCAUGGGGCCAGGUGUGCACGUGGACGCCCGGGUGAGUGUGUGUGUGCAUGCACGUGUGUGCACGCAUGUGCACAUGCCUCCAGCCCCACCUUCCAACCCCUCAGUGCCCCCAGGACAGGGGCCCCUCUUAGCUAUCAGGGUAUGGCCCUGCCGUCCCCCUCAGGGCAGCCUCGGCCGGGACCGGCCCUUCCUGCCCAGCACGUUGCAAGCACUUGGCCAGGCCGGCCCUCCAGGCUGCUGCUGCGUGGGGGCCCGGGUGCCCCCAGGUCCAUGCAGACUGGGGAUUCGGUGGGGAGGGGCGCUUCUAAGAAACCAAACUGACGCUCACUCUGGGCUUCCCGAGCACCCUUAGCACGGAGCCCACCCCAAGGCCUCCCACCGUGCAUGGGACAGGGCAGCCCGAUGCCAGCUGGCCUACCUGACUGUGCCAGGGGCCCUGCCCCCACCCUCUCAGGAUGGCCUAGACUUGGGGAACAGAGCCGGGUGGGGUUGCAGCCCGGAGUGUCAAAGGCACCAGGUGGAGAGGGCCCGGCACAGGCCCACCCUGGUCCAAACCCUCACACUACAGAAAACCCCAAUGGUGCUGAAACCCUCGCCCGGCCACGCCCGGCCCCUCCCCACCCAGGAGGGAGGUGGCACUUCUUAACCUGUACAGUUUUAUUGUACCAAGAGACUCGCCCUGCCCCUGUAUCAUAAGCCUUUAAAUGGAGUCAACUUUUUAAUUAUAUAUAUAAAGAUAAAUAUAUAUAAAUAUAUAUAAAUAUAAACUUUUUAAAACUGUGAAAAAUAGCUAUGAAAUUAUAAAAAAAAAAACAUUCUGACGUGCAGAAUAUUAUUUUUUAUUUCCUGUUAGAUUAUAGUGUCUAGCACCGGCUUCACCGGCCUCCCAGUCCCCAGCACACCCCCGCCCACCCCGCCAAGUGUACUGUACUCACCCCCCAGGAUAGAGAAGUGUUAGGGAGAGAAGAGGGAGAGGCAGGAGCCGGCCCAAGCCCAGGGUCCCUGCUUGGGCCCCAGAAAGCACUUAACCAGGCCCCAAGCCUUCAAGGGAAACCAAGGCCUCGACCAGACAAUCUUGAGGGAAGGAAAAGCCAGACUUUGGGUUUGUUUUUUUGGGGGAAUUAUUAUUGGUUUUUUUUUUUUUUUUUUAUGUUUCUUUUGGAAUUAUUUUGUUUGUUGGCAAAUUCUGUGUGAUCUUUUUUCAUAAAAAAAAAGAAAAGAUUUAAUUGGAAAAA
Gorilla gorilla gorilla (western lowland gorilla) is the source of this 14484-nucleotide messenger RNA. It is a transcript of the gene TNRC18, whose product is annotated as trinucleotide repeat containing 18. The record is from RefSeq and is a predicted model, not a curated record. Gene Ontology annotation, molecular function: chromatin binding. Lineage: Eukaryota; Metazoa; Chordata; Mammalia; Primates; Hominidae. The coding region runs from base 4412 to 13123 and encodes 2903 amino acids. The transcript is spliced from 30 exons.